Messenger RNA from Manis javanica (Malayan pangolin), 904 nucleotides. NCBI's taxonomy places the organism in Eukaryota, Metazoa, Chordata, Mammalia, Pholidota, Manidae. The record is from RefSeq and is a predicted model, not a curated record.
GCUGCCUCCCCUCACCUGAUGUCAGCACAGACCUGGGACGGCCGAGCUGACAGACUGACAGACGGACGGAGCUCCUGGCCCCACAAACCCGGGCCCCCACGCCGACCUGCUUCACUGAGCAGCGGGCUUUCUUUGAGGCCAGGACUGGGUGAUGGUGUCACUCCUCCCGCCGCAGUCUGACGUCACGCUGCCCAGCCCGGCCAGACUGGAGGGCGAGCCCCAAGGGGACCUCAUGCAGGCACCGGGCCUCCCAGGCUCCCCUGCCCCACAGAGUAAGCAUGCCGGCUUCAGCUGCUCAUCAUUUGUGCCUGACAGACCCCCAGAAAGGGCUUCCUCACUGCCCCCACAAAGUCCCAGCGUCGCAUCACCAGGUCCCGAGCAAGUCCACUGCCCAGCCGGCCCAGGUCCGGGCCCCUUCCGGCUCUCACCCUCAGACAAGUACCCCAGCUUCAGCUUUGAGGAGAGCCCAGCAAGCAGCCCUGGGCGCUUCCUCAAGGGCAGCCAUGUGCCUUUCCACCCAUACAAGCGGCAUUUCCAUGAGGACGUCUUUCCUGAGGCUCAGACUGCCCUGGCCCUCGAUGGACACUCCUUUAAGACCCCAGGGGUGCUGGAGACCUUCGAGGAGAUCCCCGUGGAUGUGGGGGAAACCGAGGCCUUCCUGCCUGGCUUCUCAGCAGAGACCUGGUGCAAUGGGCUCCCCUACCCCAGCCAGGAGCACAGCCCCCAAGUCCUGGGUUCGGAAGUCAAAGUCAAGCCCCCAGCUCUGGAGAGUGGCCCUGGGCUGUACUGCUACCAGCCCCCUUUGCAGCACAUGUACUGUCCCUCCCAGCCCCCCUUCCACCAGGUGGGUCUGCAGCAGGUGGGCACGCUUCCCCCAGUGUCUCAGGAUGUAUGGAUGUGUUAG